Kluyveromyces lactis is the source of this 642-nucleotide messenger RNA. Its product is annotated as nucleotide diphosphatase. Gene Ontology annotation, molecular function: nucleoside triphosphate diphosphatase activity. The transcript has a single exon. Lineage: Eukaryota; Fungi; Ascomycota; Saccharomycetes; Saccharomycetales; Saccharomycetaceae. The coding region runs from base 1 to 642 and encodes 213 amino acids. The record is from RefSeq and is a predicted model, not a curated record.
AUGAAUCCACUGUCACAAAAAUUGACUGAUAAGUAUGAAAUCAUUCUGGCAUCAUCUUCUCCACGAAGAUUUGAGAUUUUAACGGAACAAAUGGGAUUUGACAACAUAAAAGUCAUGAAACCCAGCUUCGAGGAAGAUCUUGAUAAAUCCUUGUAUGUCAAAAGGCCAAGCGAUUACGUCCAAGACACAUGUAAGGAGAAGGCAAAGAGCAUACUCCAAGAAUUGACUCCAGGAAGUAAAUCGAAAUUGGUAUUAUGUGCCGAUACAAUUGUAGUAGACCACACCGAUGAGAUCUACGAGAAACCUGUAGAGAAAGAAAUCCAACUACGAAACCUGCUCAGAUUCACUCAAUCCGGGAAACCGAUGAGGGUCAUUACCGCUGUUACUAUUAUCAUAUACAACACACCACAAGAAUACAGCUUUGAUUCCUUUUAUGAACAGACGGAGGUAUACUUCGACAGUAAUAUCCCAAGGUCGAUAGUUGAGAUGUACGUGGAAAGCGGUGACGGCUUACAAGUUGCGGGUGGUUUCAAAGUGCAAGGUUUCAGUGGCUGUCUUAUUAAGAAGGUCAACGGUGAUUACUACAACGUGGUCGGUCUCCCAUUAAAUGGUACAUGGAAACGCCUAUGCACUUUGAUAUAA